UAUUUAAUUAACACGCAGCCGUCGUCGUGAAGGCAACACCUUUAACGGAAAUGUGAAUGUGAAGUUGUGCGGGUUCCGUUUUAUAGCUCCUGGUUGCUAACGUAGGCUAGCAACGGGGCAAUGACACAGUGCACGAGACAGAGAGGGAGAUAGAGGAGGGAGAGGAGAGCUGCUACCGACAACAACAUCACAACAAUGCGAGGUGGUAAUCUGCUAACGGAGGACAACGGUAGUGUGUGUGAGAGAGAGUCUUCCCCCUACAAGGGUUGGCGAUUCAGUACCGGAUAUAAGUUACAGAGCGCUUCAUUUUGAUCGUUAAUUAACUACUUUGUUACCGAUUUUAACGCCCGCAGCUAACUAGCCCCACACACUCACGCAUCUUAACGUCAACGGCUAACGUCCAACGCAAAGUAACCAAAGCAACAACCUAACAUCAGAUGGAUCCUGGACAGGAUUUGCUUCUCGCUGCUCUCAGUGAGAGCGGCAUUUGCCCAAAUGAUAUUGGCAUAUUUGACGUUGAUUCUCAGGAUGUUGCACAGCCCUCUAAUACACAGCAAUCUAUCUCCAUCAGUGCCCUGGAUGUUGGUUUGGGGACUGAGUCAGUGGACGUUGCUCGAACUGAGCCUCCAGCUCCGGUCCCUAUAGUUACUAUCAGGCACAAACCUCAGCCAUCAACCACCACGUUUGUCUUAAAUCAGCUGAAUCAGUUGCCGUCACUCGGAACUACUGUGACCAAACAGUCCGUUACAAACCCCAUCAAACACACCAUAACUGUCACCAAGGUGGUCCACGUCACAAAUGCAGCCCUGCGAGGUUCACAGACACCUUCAACUACGAGUGUCCCUCCUUCAAUGUCCACAGUAGUGCCUUCGAACAAAGAGAUUCAGUUGAAAGACCUCCUAAGGACCGGCAGUGUGAGGACAGGCCUGAAGGGCAACAGUCUGAUGGAGCUCAUGAAGCUAAAGCCUCCACCCGACAUUGCUACACCAGUAGCAACGGCAACAGCCACAGGUCAGGGUGAAAUGAUCAAUGGAAUCAAAAAAGAGAUGCUGGGUAAAGAUGCUGCCAGAAUCUGGAUUAAUGACGACCUCAAAAUGCACAACUUUACACAUCCUCUGAAACUCCCAGGGAUGAAGGAGGAGGACGAGGCUGAGGAGGAAGAGGAGGAAGAGUUGGGUCAUGCAGAGACUUACGCAGAGUACAUGCCAAUGAAAUUAAAGGUUGGCCUGCGGCAUCCUGAUCCAGUGGUGGAGACCAGUUCCCUGUCCAGCGUAAACCCGCCAGAAGUUUGGUACAGACUGUCCAUCCCAGAAGAAGUCAUCGAUCGUGGCAGUCUGUCUGCUCUGCAGCUGGAAGCCAUCACAUACGCUGCUCAGCAACACGAGACAUUCCUCCCCAGCGGUGAUCGAGCUGCCUAUCUGAUCGGUGAUGGCGCUGGUGUUGGGAAAGGAAGAACGAUUGCAGGGGUCAUCUAUGAGAAUUACCUGUUAGGCAGGAAGAGAUCACUUUGGUUUAGUGUCUCAAAUGAUUUGAAGUAUGAUGCUGAAAGGGAUUUACGGGACAUCGGAGCCAAGAACAUCCAGGUUCAUUCACUGAAUAAGUUCAAAUAUGGCAAAAUCUCCUCAAAACACAACGGGAGCGUGAAGAAAGGCGUGAUCUUCGCCACCUACUCCUCCUUGAUAGGAGAGAGCCAAUCAGGAGGGAAGUACAAGACCAGAUUUCAACAGCUUCUCCACUGGUGUGGCGAGGACUUUGAUGGAGUUAUUGUGUAUGAUGAGUGUCAUAAAGCCAAAAACGUAUGUCCAAUUGGAUCAUCCAAGCCGACAAAAACUGGGCUUGCAGUGUUGGAACUGCAGAACAAACUCCCCAAGGCUCGUGUUGUGUAUGCCAGUGCUACAGGUGCCUCUGAACCCAGAAACAUGGCCUACAUGAACCGGUUGGGCAUCUGGGGACAUAAAACACCCUUCAGAGAGUUUGGCAACUUUAUCCAAGCUGUUGAGCGAAGGGGUGUUGGCGCCAUGGAGAUUGUUGCUAUGGACAUGAAACUGAGGGGGAUGUACAUUGCGAGGCAGUUGAGUUUCACAGGUGUGACUUUCAAGAUUGAGGAGGUUCCCCUUACUCAGAAAUACAUCCACAUGUACAACAAAUCUGUGAGGCUGUGGGUGAGCGCACGUGAGAAAUUCCAGCAGGCCGCCAACCUGAUGGAUGCAGAGCAACGCAUGAAGAAGUCCAUGUGGGGCCAGUUCUGGUCGGCUCACCAGAGGUUCUUCAAAUACCUUUGCAUUGCAUCCAAAGUCCGCAGAGUGGUCCAGCUGGCCAGAGAGGAAGUUCACAACGGAAAGUGCGUGGUGAUCGGUCUUCAGUCCACCGGAGAAGCUCGAACACUCGAGGCGUUGGAGGAAGGAGGAGGAGAACUCAACGACUUUGUUUCAACUGCAAAAGGAGUGCUGCAGUCGCUGAUUGAGAAGCACUUUCCAGCUCCGGACCGACAGAAGCUCUACAGCCUGUUAGGUAUCGACCUCUCAGUGAAGAAGACGCCGUCUCCCAGCGAGACUGCAGCAGAGCUUGAACAGAAGGGCAAGAAAAGGAAAGGCUCAGAGUUGAAAAAGAAGCAGAAAAAGAAGCCUCGCAAGCACGGCGGUCUGUCGGGUACCAGCUCAGACGAGAGCCAAUCAGACGAGUCGGACGGAGAAUCUGGUAAAGACAGCGACGACAGCUUUAAAUCUGUCAGCUCAGCGGAUGAAGAUGAUGAUUUCAACCCUUUCAGAGACGAGUCUAAUGACGAUGAGGAAGAUGAUCCUUGGCUUAUCAGAAAGGAACCAAAGAAAGGGAAAGAAAAGAAGAAGAAGAAAAAGAGAAGGAAGAGUAUUGAUCCAGACUCCAUUCAAAGUGCCUUGUUAGCUUCAGGGUUGGGCUCCACCAGGCCUGCUUUCACUGCCCCUGUUAUCCCUCCCACCGUGGCUGCCCCAGUCAAAGUCGAGGCUCAGGAUAGCUGCCUAACAAGUCAGGACGCAGUGGAACACGCCCAGAAAAUGAAGAAAGAUCUUCUGGAAAAACUCGAGGAGCUUGCUGAGAAUUUACCGCCCAACACUCUGGACGAGCUGAUAGACGAGCUGGGAGGACCUGACAACGUAGCCGAGAUGACUGGCCGUAAAGGUCGCGUGGUCAGUAACGACGACGGCAGCAUCACCUACGAGUCUCGCUCUGAGCUGGACGUCCCGGUGGAAAUCCUCAAUCUCACAGAGAAACAGAGAUUCAUGGAUGGAGAGAAGCACAUUGCCAUCAUCUCAGAAGCUGCCAGCUCGGGUAUUUCCCUGCAGGCCGAUCGCAGAGUGAAGAACCAGCGGCGGAGAGUCCACAUGACCCUGGAGCUGCCGUGGAGUGCAGACAGAGCUAUACAGCAGUUCGGGAGAACUCACAGAUCAAACCAGGUCACGGCUCCAGAAUACGUCUUCCUCAUAUCGGAGCUCGCAGGAGAGCAAAGAUUUGCCUCCAUUGUUGCCAAAAGACUUGAGAGCCUGGGCGCUCUCACUCACGGAGACAGACGAGCAACUGAAACUCGAGAUCUCAGCAGGUUUAAUUUUGACAACAAAUACGGCAGAAACGCUCUGGAAAUUGUGAUGAAGUCGAUUGUGAAGCUCGACUCUCCUCUAGUGCCUCCGCCCUCGAACUUUAAAGGGGAUUUCUUCAAAGAGAUCCAGAGUGGAUUAAUAGGUGUCGGCCUCAUAAAUUUGGAGGACAGAUCUGGCACAAUGUCACUGGACAAAGACUACAACAACAUCGGGAAGUUCCUGAACCGUAUUCUAGGCAUGGAGGUCCAGCAGCAGAACGCCCUGUUCCAGUAUUUCUCCGACACUCUGGCAGCCGUCAUACAGGAAGCCAAGAAGAACGGCAGAUAUGACAUGGGCAUUCUUGAUCUGGGCUCUGGUGAUGAGAAGGUGAAGAAGAUGGACUGCAGGAAGUUCUUGACACCAGGCUAUACCACAUCUGGACACGUUGAGCUCUUCACAGUCAGUGUAGAGAGAGGAAUGUCGUGGGAGGAAGCUACGCAUGCCUGGGCAGAACAGAACGGACCAGACGAUGGUUUCUAUGUGCAGAUGAGGAACAACAAGAAAACGGCCAUUCUGGUCAAAGAGGUGAACACCAAGAAGAGGCUGUUCCUCGUCUACAGGCCCAACACGGGCAGGCAGCUCAAACUGGAGACGUACGCAGACAUCAAGAAGAAGUUUAAGAAGGUCUUGUCAGAAGACGCCAAGCAGCACUGGACGGACCAGUACAAGCUGUCAGCAAAGAUCUGCUCUCAUGCUUUUUGGCGGGGUAACUGUAAGAAGGCGUCGGUGGGUUUAACCUGCGAGAUCGGCCUUCGGUGUCGGACGUACUUCGUUCUGUGCGGCUCGGUGCUCAGCGUGUGGAACGAGCUGGAGGAAGUUCUCACUCCGGUCGGAGGAACCAACGUGAAGGUGCAGAUUGUCCGUCUCAGAACAGAAGACGGACAGAGGAUAGUUGGUCUGAUCAUUCCAGCGAACUGUGUGUCUGCGUUAAUCAACAAGCUCUCCACAUCGGACCAGAGCCAGCAGCUUGCUGUGCAGGAGCAGCAGAAGAGGCUUCAGCUGCACCCCCAAAGUUUCAGCCACGCACCCAACACAUAGUCUGAGCUGGACCACUCCAGCUUCACGGGCUCCGAUCCCACGAGUUCACGUCCCCGCACCUGAAAGGGGAUCUGGCUCUCGUCCGUAUCUCUCUCUCUCUGCACCGCAGACUCCAGGACCGCUGUCCCCCUGUUCUGCACCCUCAACGCCCCCCCAUCGCCUCCGAGGGUCAGAGGCGUCGCACCCAGCUGUGACCGUUCUCACUUGUAAAGCAGUGGUUGUACAGAGAAAAGAUUUCAGGGUUGUUGUUUUUUAGUUUUUUUUCCUGUUCUUUCAUUUUUUGUUCUUGUUUUAACCUUCGAGAGACUCGUGUUUAUCACCUAGAGAGAUUUGACGGGUGAUGUAUCGUCCUCUGACAUUCAGAGUGAAAAGAUUAGUGAUUAUAUUGAUUCAGACAGAUGUGACAGAGUUGAAACGUUAGAGGGUAAUGUUGGCCACUUCUCGCCCUGCAUCACGCUUUAAGCUCUUUAUACUUUGUGCCCGAAUUUUAGUCCGGACUGUCUGCUAUGAAGCUUCUUUUUUUUUUUUUUUUUUGGGUCCAAACCAAAAGUGGAUAAAACAAAGACUCCAAAUUUGGAUUCAUUAAAAAAAAGUGCAUUAAUGCUUAAAAAAAAAAAACUACAAUCCUAUAUUAAUAUAUGAUGAAGACCUUUAACUUUAACUCCUCAGACAUUCACUACAUGUGCAGUGAAAGUGUUCAGUGGUAACUACAGGAAAGAAAAGGUGUGUGUGCUGUUUUUUUUCGUUCAUUGUAGUCGCUCAUGAGACAAAGACCAAAAAAAACAACAACAUUAAAUCAUUCAAUUAUCACAAUCCUUUUCCUUCCACUUCUUCCCCGCGUGGGUCUCACAUUUAUUAAAGUUCCUUGGUGGUUUGGUUUUAUAUCAAACGUCUCUGAACUUCCUUUUUUUCUUUUUCUUCCUCCUUCUUUUGUCCACAUUAUUUGUAACAUUUAUCAACCUUGUGCCUUUUUGUUUUUGUAUCAGUGCACAUAGUUACUACCCCUCAGACUAGUGUCCGUUAUCUGGUGGCAAACCUGUUUCUAUUUAUAGAGCAUGAGAUUUAGGAAAAGUUACACAAAGAAAAGACAAUAAUGAAGGAGUAGGAAGUCUGAGUGAGUUUUUUGGGAGUGAACGGGGCAACACGCUUACUAAUGACAAGAGAAAGCAGCAGCAGUGUUUCCCACAUUAAACUAUUAUUAUUAUUAUUAUAUUAUUAGUCUUCUUUCCUAAAAGUGAUAUGUGAGCACUACUUAUCCAGUUCUCCUCGUAAAUAGCGGAUAUAUUUGCAAGUCUUACAAGUAAACUGAAGCUCUUGUGUGUGUGUAUACUUGAGAAUGUGUCACAAAUACAACGUUUCCUCUUUGGAUUUUAAUCUAUCAGCGUUCAUGUGAAAUCCAGUUUUGUUUUUAUGGUUGUAUUUAUUCAGUUUUUGUCUCGGAUCUUGAAAAGUUAAGUUAGUUGGACUCUACAUAUCUGUCACUUCAAAAGGAGGAGAAAGAAUGAAGUAUAAUAAUAAUAAUAAUAUUAAGAGGAACAGAAGGAUAAAAAAGAGAGAAGCCAAGGAAUUUCUUGAGAAAUGUGAAACGCACAUCCUCGUUUUUUUUUUUUAAAUCUUCACGCAGGUUUCAGAGUAACAUCAGUCUCGAGCACUGCUCUGUUAAAUGUUCUUUUUAUUUUAUUUUUGUUGCCUUUUUUCUUCUUUUUUUUUUUUUAACAAAGAAAAAGGAAUUCAGCUCAGGGUUUAAACUCAUACAAAGACCCUCAAAACUAAACAAAGAUUUUGUUUUUCUUUUCUACAGAGUAUCUUAAAAUGCAUGACCAUAACUCCAAAUACUCCUACACCACCUCUCCUCCCUAAUUAUUCCUCUGCUUUUCCGGAGCCGAGUUUGUAAUUUAAAAGCAAAAAAAAAACAAGAAAAAAAGGACGAUAGCUUCUGUUAAAUAGUGUAUACCUCUACUCUUUUUGCCUUCCUCAGUCUCCUGUCUCGCAUUAUUAUUAUUAUUAUUAUUAUUAUUAUAGAUCUGCACUGGAAUAGGGACAGACCCCCCCCCCCCCAAAAAAAAGAAGUCUGGAUACAUAAGCUGUCCUAAUAACAAAAGGUGUGUGUGUGUAUGCUCAGACACAUCUUUAAAAAAAAAAAACAAGCCUGUGGGUUAGUUGUUAUUAAGGAUAAAAGUGUAUUUCUCUCCUGUUCUUUGAUUGCAUUUAAAAGGUAUAAAACACGUGAAAUAAGAAGGAAAGAAGUCUUUGUAUCACACCCAUGUGCAUUUUUUUUGGUACACACUUUGUAAAUGGAUUGAAGAGAUACUUUCAACAACGCAGCACAUCUCAAAAACUGUUGGAUGAUAUUUAGUCUCCUCUUUAAAUUGGAAAUAUUUCACCACAUAUACACAUAAGCCAACAACUAUUUUAUUUUUAUUUUUUUGAGAGAUGUUUCUGUACAAAAUGUGCUGCUGCUGACGUUUUACAAAGUGUCACGGCAGAUAUCGGGGCUCUUACUGAAGUUAUGAAACACUUGAAGGACUUUUUAUUAUUAUUUUAAUUUAAUUUUUUUUUUGGUUCCUUUUUAAUCAUUGCACGAGUUGCACUACUGACAAAGAGUUGUACAAAAUAAAAACAAACAAGAUUGAAACAUUACCUGUACAUGAAUGAGUGCAAUGCUCAAUAAAGCUUGGUAUACUUCUA
Molecule: messenger RNA, 7337 nt
Organism: Scomber scombrus (Atlantic mackerel)
Lineage: Eukaryota; Metazoa; Chordata; Actinopteri; Scombriformes; Scombridae
Gene: sbno1
Product: strawberry notch homolog 1 (Drosophila)
Exons: 33
Coding region: 438-4649 (1403 amino acids)
Biological process (GO): regulation of DNA-templated transcription
Cellular component (GO): nucleus
Molecular function (GO): chromatin DNA binding; histone binding
Source: RefSeq, a predicted model, not a curated record